Durusdinium trenchii is the source of this 1776-nucleotide messenger RNA. The record is from the annotation of a GenBank genome assembly. NCBI's taxonomy places the organism in Eukaryota, Dinophyceae, Suessiales, Symbiodiniaceae.
CGGCCUCAAGAUCUUGCGAUGAGCCUUGACCAUUCAUGAUUGCGUGAGGCGAAUCUCCUGGUUCGAUCAGAAUGAAGAACGCAAAAUGUAGUGAUUCCGGUGAUUCACCUGGCUUGAUUCUACUUAAGAAGCCGUCUUUUUUUCCUGCUUUGGACUGCCAAGAUGUUGGAUUUGGCACUUAGGCUUUUCGAGAUCUCAGACACCAUGGCCUCUGACCUCACCCGGAACUUUCAGCGAUUGAAUCAGCGCACGCAGGUCCAGGUCCUUUGUCAGGACUCCUACACCACCUUGCUGGGUGCUCCUGUUCCACAUCAGAGAAGUCUCGUUUUUAUGGACCCUCCCUAUGAGCCCUAUGAUUUGUUCCUUGCAUGGAGCCUGUACUUGGUGAAACAUUUGCUUGAGCAGUGGCGAUCUUGCAGCAUCAUGUUUUGGUAUCCUUGUUUGGACGCCCAGCAGACUGCUGGCCUCUAUCAGCACGCUCUCAGCCUGGGCAUCGAGAUAUUGGCUGCCGAGUUUCAAGUAUCAACUGCUAAUCAAGCAGGGCUCGAGAAGUCCGGACUAUUUCUCAUGAACCCACCGAAUGAAAGCAAAUACCGGCUGGAAGAGAUGCUGUUAGAGCUAGCUACGAGGAUGAGAGAAGAGCGGCCAGGAAUUGUAGAUGCAGCUGUUUUUUUGGCUCGGCGGGGGCCUCACCAUUGGUUGACGGAGAAGUUGCCAGUUCACAAGAAGACGGGGCACAUUUGGACGCAGGAGAUGGGCCGACAACAACCAGUCUCAGCUACGCCGAGGCGUGCCAGGAGCAAGAAGGAUGCGCCUGGUCCCUAUCCUCGCCAGGUGCGGUAUCCCAUUGGCUGGGAUGAGAAAGCGGAGGCCAAAGAUGGCCCGAAGUACCGCAGCGACUUUUUAUGCAGGCAAAAGGCAAAGAUCUUCCACCUUCGGGAAGACAUCGCCCGCUGUCGCGCUGCCAAAGAGCGGGUGGACCAGCGUUUGAAUCAGAUGCGGCGUGCCCUACGCAGUGCCCAAAAGGCAAGCCACACUUGCAAUGAAUUGGAGCCCAAACACUCUCACUCGCGCAGUGAGAAGCAGUCAGGUGAAGAUUCUCUCCAAAAGCCUGCGAGAGUGAGGUCUCAGCUGCAGCCAGGCUCAGAUCUUGGAUCACAGCAGGUUUGUGCCAACUGCGAGAAGCCCAUUCCGCCUGAGGGCCGCUUUUGCAGCGGCUGUUUUCCUCAGGUCGUCGAAGAGGCCUUGCAGCUUCGGGAAAUCGUUGGAAAGCAGCUCGUGGAAGCUGCGGCCCUGCGCCAUCAGUUGGAAAGCCAAAAGAGAGAGGAAACACAGCUUGAGGCCCGGAAAUGCGACCUGGAGGCCCAACUUUAUGCGGUGGAGGCCGGAGCACAGGACUCGCAGACAGAGCCAACCCACCACAUUCUCAAAGCCCUGGCGCAGCUGCGGACAUUGCGGAGAGACGAGGAGGUACGCUCCAGGCUCGCUGCAGAGCAGUUGGAGGCCUUGUCGCAGCGCGAGGCUGCUAGCAUCGGAGCCCUCGAAGAGGCCACAGUGCGCCUGCAGCAGGCGAAUGAGCGGCAUGGAUCCCUGCAAGAGCGGCUACUCCAUGGCGACAAGAAGGUCAAAGCACUGUUGGCAGAGAUCAGCCAGCUGGCCACUGGGAAGGGUGACCGAUCUGUGAAUUUUGAUGAUUCUCAUCGUCAGCCGACUCUUGCGCCUUCAGGCGAAGCGAGAAUCAGUUGUUCAGAUGCCCGCCCACCCGCUUUGAAGUGA